This is a messenger RNA of Lithohypha guttulata, 843 nucleotides long. RefSeq lists its product as uncharacterized. NCBI's taxonomy places the organism in Eukaryota, Fungi, Ascomycota, Eurotiomycetes, Chaetothyriales, Trichomeriaceae. The transcript has 4 exons. The record is from RefSeq and is a predicted model, not a curated record. The coding region runs from base 1 to 843 and encodes 280 amino acids.
AUGUCCACUUCACCUACUCGGCUCAGGCAAAUCGCUCUAGUGGCCAAGAACUUGAAGAAGGCUGAAUAUCUGCUUACCACCAUACUCGGCACAGAAGUCGUCUUCGUGGAUCCACAGGUCUCAAGAUGGGGAAUCAAGAAUAUUCUCGUUGCUGUAGGUGGAGACAUCAUCGAAGUGUGUUCCCCAUUCGAGGACGGUACUACAGCUGGAAGGCUGCUUGACAAGAGAGGUGAUGGAGGAUACAUGAUUAUUAUGCAGACUAUUGAUGCUGCAGCACGAAGGAAAGCUAUUGAGGCGAAGAAACUCGCCAAGGUAAUCUAUGGGCACGAGCACGAUGAUGUCGUUUGUGUACAGUAUCAUCCGAAGGGUAUACCCGGUGGUAUGAUGCCUGAACUCGACUCUCACACUCCCACAGCCGGCAAUCCGACACCAUUGCAGUCCACCUUCAGCCCCUGGCACGCAGCUGGAAAGGAUUACGAGGCAUAUUCAGCAGGGAUGAAGCGCUGCGCUCAUCUGAAAUUUCUGUCUGCAACAUGUCGUCUGACUCCUGGUGAUAGCAAUACUGAACAGGCGGCCAAGCAGUGGGAACGACUGUUUGGUGUCUCACGAGAGGGCAGUGAGCUGGCAUUCACGAACAUGCGGCUUCGAUUUGUUCCUGGUGCGGAUGGCAGCUCUGAUGGGCUUGAGUCGAUCAGUAUCCAGGUGACAGGUAAGCAACGAUAUUAUGAGAUGAUAGAGAAAGCUCGCGAGCUCGGCUUGUUGGAAGAAAGCUGGAUUAAUAUGCUUGGAUUGAGAUGGCGUAUAUCUUUGGCUGAUGAAGAGCCAGGUAAAAGUAAGCUCUAA